UUUUCUGAACUCUGAAAUAGUUUUUCUUAUACGUUAACAAGAUUUUCCACAGUGAAUGACUUACAAAUAAAACGAGAAAAGUCUUCCAAAGUCAACUAACCAAAGACGUGUCAUUUAGUUCUCCAAGUCUAUGAGUAUCUGUCCUUCUCAAUAUUGACUUAGUCGUGGUUCGACCAUUCCACUAGCUCUUUUCUGUCUCCACUUGGUUUUUUUUUGUUUAAUCAUUUAUCAUCUACUCUACUUUAAACACAAACCAAAAAAGAAACUACUUUCCAGAUAUCAAUCAUGUUCUCUCCAGUACUCUUCAGAUUCUCAAAACCUAAUUCUUUUCUGGUCCUUCUCUUCUUCUUAUCCUAUAUUCACUUUCUUCCUUGUGCUCAAAGUCAACGAGAACCAUGUGACACUCUGUUUCGUUGUGGGGAUCUCACAGCCGGUUUCCCUUUCUGGGGAGUGGCUCGGCCCCAACCUUGUGGUCAUCCAUCUUUAGGACUUCACUGCCAAAAACAAACAAAUUCGACUUCUCUAAUCAUCUCAAGUCUGAUGUACCGUGUUCUCGAAGUAAAUACCACUACUAGUACUCUUAAAUUAGUAAGGCAAGACUUUUCAGGUCCAUUCUGCUCGGCUUCAUUCAGCGGAGCAACGUUGACUCCUGAACUUUUUGAGCUUUUGCCAGACUACAAGACCCUCUCCGCUUACUACCUCUGCAACCCUAGUCUUCACUAUCCUGCGAAAUUCAUAUGUCCAAAUAAGGGUGUUGGCUCAAUACAUCAGGAUGAUUUGUAUCACAAUCACUGUGGUGGGAUUUUCAACAUCACUGUUCCCAUAGGUUAUGCUCCAGAGGAAGGAGCUUUGAAUGUAACCAAUUUGGAAAGUGUUCUUAAAAAAGGAUUUGAGGUGAAACUUAGCAUCGAUGAGAGACCGUGUCAAGAAUGUAAAACCAAUGGUGGAAUCUGCGCCUACCAUGUUGCAACUCCGGUUUGCUGCAAGACAAACUCGUCAUCAGAAGUCAAUUGCACUCCAAUGAUGCCAUCUGGAUCUAGUGCUCAUGCAGGUCUCUCCAAAAAAGGGAAAAUAGGCAUCGGAUUCGCUUCUGGAUUCUUGGGUGCCACACUUAUCGGCGGAUGUUUACUCUGUAUCUUCAUCCGGAGAAGGAAGAAACUAGCAACACAAUACACAAACAAAGGCCUAUCAACAACAACACCUUACUCAAGCAAUUAUACAAUGUCAAACACUCCAACCUCCACAACAAUCUCUGGCAGCAAUCACUCUCUUGUACCUUCAAUAUCUAACCUUGGAAACGGAAGCGUCUACUCUGGAAUUCAAGUCUUCAGCUACGAAGAACUCGAGGAAGCCACUGAAAAUUUCUCCAAAGAACUCGGAGAUGGAGGCUUCGGUACUGUCUACUACGGUACACUAAAAGACGGACGAGCAGUAGCUGUGAAACGACUCUUCGAAAGAUCACUAAAACGCGUGGAACAAUUCAAGAACGAAAUCGAUAUCUUGAAAUCCCUAAAACACCCGAACCUAGUGAUUCUAUACGGAUGCACAACAAGACAUAGCAGAGAGUUACUCCUAGUAUACGAAUACAUCUCCAAUGGCACACUCGCUGAACAUCUCCAUGGAAACCAAGCACAAUCUCGCCCUAUUUGUUGGCCUGCUCGACUCCAAAUAGCCAUCGAAACCGCUAGCGCCUUGUCCUAUCUCCACGCCUCAGGGAUCAUACACAGAGACGUUAAGACUACUAACAUUCUCUUAGAUAGCAAUUACCAAGUCAAAGUAGCUGAUUUCGGACUCUCACGGUUGUUUCCGAUGGAUCAAACUCACAUCUCCACUGCUCCACAAGGUACUCCAGGAUAUGUAGAUCCUGAGUAUUACCAAUGUUACCGAUUAAACGAGAAGAGUGACGUUUACAGCUUCGGAGUCGUACUCUCCGAACUAAUCUCAUCGAAAGAAGCUGUUGAUAUCACCAGACACCGCCACGAUAUUAACCUCGCCAACAUGGCGAUUUCGAAAAUCCAAAACGACGCCGUACAUGAGCUCGCGGAUCUAUCACUCGGAUUCGCGAGAGAUCCUUCGGUGAAGAAGAUGAUGUCGUCGGUUGCUGAAUUAGCAUUCCGAUGUUUGCAACAGGAGAGAGACGUACGGCCAUCGAUGGAUGAGAUCGUUGAGGUUUUGAGAGUGAUUCAGAAGGAUGGGAUAAGUGAUUCGAAGGAUGUGGUUGUGGAGAUUGAUGUGAACGGUGGUGAUGAUGUUGGAUUGUUGAAGCAUGGUGUUCCUCCGCCGUUAUCGCCGGAGACUGAUAAAACGACGGCGAGUAGUUCGAAUACUACGGCGAGUUCGUUUUGAAGAGAGUAGGAAGGAGACUCUAGUUCUGAAGGAAGGUUCGUUUUGUCAGUAAAUAAAAAAAAUCAUUUUUCAUUUUUGCCUUUUGAAAUUUUUUUUUAUAAAUCUUGUCGUUAACCUUUUGACUUUUUUUUUUUGUCGACACCUUUUGACUUUUUUCAUCGGUUCCGAUAUUUUAUCCUUUCUAUAUAUUAUUUUUGUAUCGGAAUUUUUAUUUUAUCCUUUUUUAAAAUCAUAUAUUACCAAAUCACAGUGAA
Molecule: messenger RNA, 2600 nt
Organism: Arabidopsis thaliana (thale cress)
Lineage: Eukaryota; Viridiplantae; Streptophyta; Magnoliopsida; Brassicales; Brassicaceae
Product: Protein kinase family protein
Exons: 4
Coding region: 286-2346 (686 amino acids)
Cellular component (GO): plasma membrane
Molecular function (GO): protein kinase activity; protein serine/threonine kinase activity; protein serine kinase activity
Source: RefSeq, marked reviewed